AUGGCCGUGGCUGACUUGCAGACGGCCAGGGAAGAGAAAAAUCGGGAGAAGGUCGAGGCGGCCAAGAAGGAGGUUCAGGCGGCCGAGAAGAAGGUCGACGCGAGUCCAGCCCAGGACUGGUGUCAGAAACUGCUCGACCAAGAGUUGGAAUUUGGCACUGGCGACGCACUGCUGAGCACCAUCGGUGCGAAGUGGGACUACUGUGGCAGAGAAGACCUUGUCAAUGACUUGCAAGUGCCUUUCGCGCGUCUUUGUGAGCACAAAGGUGUGGAUGAAGACAAGCAGAACCACCCGCUGCUAAUAGCAUUUGCCAGCCCAGGACAGGGCAAAUCGCGCCUCCUCUCAGAGCUCCCCGCCAUGAUCGAGGAGUGUCGCAAGAAGCUCAACACCGAACAGGUGCGGCAGUACAAGAAGACCCUGGCCUUCUUGAUCACCUGUGAGAACGGCACCUCACCUGGAAACUGGACAACGGAGGAGCUGAAUGCUGGACGCUUCUUUGCCUGCCGCAUGCUGUGGCAGCUGUGGUCGGCCAACCAGGCGGCAUUCAAAGCAGCCGGAGCUCCGGAGGACUUUGCUGCAUUCCGUGCUCAGUGCCUCCAAAAUCUGGUGCCAGACGAUGUGUUGAAAGCCGUGCUACCAGACACAAUGGAAACCACUAUCGUCGUUCUGGGAGUGGACGGCAUGCAGGGCCUCGAAGGCUUCGACCCACGUGCAGGGGAGGCAGGUAAGGCGAAACCGUUCUAUGAGGUCAUGCGAGAAGUGUGCCGGCUCGUCAACCAAAAGGCCUCUCCGCUGGUGGUAGGAUGCGUGUCUGCCACUCAAAGUCUGGAUCACGGCCUGGCAUUGUGA
Symbiodinium necroappetens is the source of this 849-nucleotide messenger RNA. The record is from the annotation of a GenBank genome assembly. NCBI's taxonomy places the organism in Eukaryota, Dinophyceae, Suessiales, Symbiodiniaceae.